GGGUUGUCGAAUCGUUUGGGGUUCGGCCGGGUUAUGCCUCGGCAUUGCCGGCUCGGGGCUCUCUUUUCGUGGGAAUAGAUACACUAAUUCGUACUCCUAGGAGUACACUAGUUCAAUCCGUAGAUCCUCUCGAUUGUCUCUGACCAGUUGACCAGUUCCACGGCCGUGAAUCACCGCAAUCAUCAUGUCCGAACGGAUUAAGCAGAUCGCCCGUCAGCUCAACUACCCCAAAGGCUUGCUCGCGGGUCAGGUUGCCAUCAUCACGGGGGCUGGCCAGGGCAUCGGCGCCGAAUGCGCGAGACUGUUUGCGAACGAAGGAGCAAAAGUGGUCGUAUCAGAUAUUGACGCUGCCAAAGCAGAAGAGGUAGCCUCCAAGAUCAGGGCCAGAGGUGGCGAGGCACUCGCCGUCGCCGGGGACCUGCUCAAGGAUGAGUGCAUCAAGCAGCUGAUCCAAAAGGCGGCGGCGUUUGGCAACGGCAAGAUCCAUAUCCUCGUCAACAACGCCGGCUUUACCUGGGAUGCAGUCAUCCACAAGAUGACGGACAAGCAAUGGGACACGAUGCUUGCCAUGCACGGCACCGUUCCCUUCAAGCUCGUGCGCGAGGCCGCUCCGUACUUCCGCGUCAGGGACGGAGAGCCGCGCAACAUUGUCAACAUCUCGUCCACGUCGGGCCUGCACGGCAACGCCGGCCAGCUCAACUACGCCAUGGCCAAGGCGGGCGUCGUCGGCCUGACCAAGACCAUCGCCAAGGAAUGGGGCCCCGCGUUCGGCGUCCGCGCCAACACCGUCGCCUUCGGCCACAUCGAGACCAGGCUGACGGCCAACAAGGAGGCCGGCGCCUUCAUCGAGGUCGACGGGCAGAGGGUGGCGCUGGGGAUUCCCGCGAAGCAGAAAGCGGCUCCUGCCGGGGCGGUGCCCUAUGCCGACAUCCCGCUAAGGCGGCCCGGGACGGCCACCGAGGCGGCGAGUGCCGUGCUGGCAAUCGCGUCGCCGCUGAGCUCGUACAUUAGUGGGCAGACGAUCAGCGUGACCGGCGGCAGGAACAUGUAGCGGGGUUCCAACGGGGUCGAGUGGCUGGCCCCGUCUGUGACGAGCGGGCUGGCGGUAGUACUUGGUGCAGCAAAAGAAGACGGAAGGAUCCAGGUAUUAUGCAUGUUUAGGUGUUAUCUGUUUGCCUUCUCCUAGGUUGCUGCAACCCAAGCAACGCC
This is a messenger RNA of Thermothelomyces thermophilus ATCC 42464, 1209 nucleotides long. RefSeq lists its product as uncharacterized. Gene Ontology annotation, molecular function: oxidoreductase activity. The record is from RefSeq and is a predicted model, not a curated record. NCBI's taxonomy places the organism in Eukaryota, Fungi, Ascomycota, Sordariomycetes, Sordariales, Chaetomiaceae. The coding region runs from base 185 to 1051 and encodes 288 amino acids. The transcript has 2 exons.